Molecule: messenger RNA, 3122 nt
Organism: Carassius gibelio (silver crucian carp)
Lineage: Eukaryota; Metazoa; Chordata; Actinopteri; Cypriniformes; Cyprinidae
Product: beta-crystallin A1-like
Exons: 6
Coding region: 1968-2564 (198 amino acids)
Biological process (GO): visual perception; lens development in camera-type eye
Molecular function (GO): structural constituent of eye lens
Source: RefSeq, a predicted model, not a curated record
AAUCUAACAUUUAUAGCUUAAAAGACAGAACAAAGGCAUAAACACAUGUCAUCAAUAACAUGUUUAUGUUACAAUAAUGUUAAUUCAGAGGUGAGUUUAUUAAUAAUAUGGCUGAGAGUGUAUUUUUGUAGAUGAGGACACACUCAUUUCAUCUAAUGGGCCUGCUGAGCUGGCUUGUCUCUUUGUCAUCACGGUGUGGCUGCUCUCAUCAGCAGAAAUCCACACACACACAUGCACAUAUAGACAUUUUUACACAGAACCAGAACUACAUUUUACACACACACACACACACACACAGAGCUUAACAGAUAAACACGUCAUACACAUUCGACACACACACCUCCACCCAAGACAACAAUGUGCUGACUGCAGUCUGUGUACGGCCAUUGUUUUGCAAAGAGACCUGUGUCUGAGCAUCAGAAGUCAUUUCACGAUCAAUGCUAACACUGGUCUAUCUAUACACUGAAAUAAAAAAUAUAUAUAUUUGGAGUACGUUUAAAAAAAAAAAAACACACACAGUUUUAGUAAGUCUACUUCAGAAUUUCACAUUCAUUCAAUGCCAUUCCUUUGCAAUUAUUUGUGAAAUUAACUAGCAAUCAAGUGAAAAUUGUUUCAAAGUAAAUCUUCCACCUAUUUGCUUUCUGUUUAUGAGCAUCUUUCAAUGUAAAUGUCCUAUGGUACAUAGUUUUUCUAAUAAACCCAUGUAUUGUUCCUGAAUUGGAUAUUUGAAGUUGCAAUUGAACACAGUAGUUUUAAGACAUUUAAAAUGCCGUAAUGUUAAAAUUUUCUGCAUUAGAGCUCAACCAGUUUCUGCUUCAUUGACUUGGAAAACACACUGAUUCAUAUUAGCAAUCUUUUUCCAUUUAUAGACCAGAUACUCAUCCGCAUUACUCAUUGCAUUAAUCAGACAUCGCCUCCGAAAUCUGACUAAACUCCAGAAAACAUGUAAGCAGCGGCUUUAAGUUUGCGUUCACAUGUGAGACUAAAAACUGGAAAUAAAAAUAUUUAUAAUUGUUUGUCAUUGCAUCUCAGGCGGCAUCAAAUUAAACAUUUGUAUUAUGUGAAAAUCACAUAUAUGACCCUGGACCACAAAACCAGUCAUUAGGGUCAAUUUUUCUGGAUAAAUAAGCUUUCCAUUGAUUUAUGGUUUGUUAGGAUAGGACAAUAUUUGGCAACUAUUUGAAAAUCUGGAAUCUGAGGGUGCAAAAUUAAAAUCUAAAUAUUGAGAAAAUCAACUUUAAAGUUGUCCAAAUGAAGUUAGCAAUGCAUAUUACUAAUCAAAAAUUUAGUUUGAAUAUGUUUACAGUACGAAAUUUACAAAAUAUCUUCAUGGAACAUGAUCUUUACUUAAUAUCCUAGUGAUUUUUGUCAUAAAAGAAAAAUCUUUAAUUUUGCCCCAUACAAUGUAUUUUGGCUAUAUCUACAAAUAUUCCCCAACAACCUAAGACUGGUUUUGUGGUCCAGUGUCACCUAAAAUAUAUUUCAGUGCAAUAUGGAUUAUAAUUUCUUUCCUUAUAAAGUCUGUAAAAAAAAAACAAAUACUGUCGCAAAGACAUCUUCAAUUUAAAAUUUGAUAGGCCUGAAAUGAAAAUCUCAAGUUAUAGUAUAUAACCUUUUAUAUGAUGCACAUAAAUUGACCUAAAAUCAGAUAUUAGAAUGCAUUGCUACCUUUCUAGUGUAAAAGUUAGGUAGUGGAACAUGACCGCUCAAUGGCCGCUCAUUGGUGGAGAUCAGUUCAUUGUAAAGAGCGUGCAGAGGAAAGAAAGGACUACAGUUGAGGUCAGAAACAAAAGGCAUCCAAAGCAAAAUGCUGACAGCAGCCAGGGUCUGUGAAUCAGGGAGCCCCAUUGAAGCGGCGUCUGUAUAAAUAGCCCCACAGAUGCCUGAGCAGGAGACCGCGUGGUGGAUUCCCCUCAACGCAAACAGCUCAUUCUGUUGGGUCAGUCAGCGCUGAGAUAUCUGAAACAAUGGCUCUGACAAACCCUAUGUCAAUGCCCAUGGGACCAUGGAAGAUUACUGUCUAUGAUCAGGAGCAUUUCCAGGGCAGGCGUUGUGAAUUCACCGCUUGCUGCCAGAACAUCAUGGAGUACGGGAUGGAGACUGUCCGCUCCCUGAAGGUGGAGUGUGGCGUCUGGGUAGGUUUUGAGCACUCUACCUUCAAUGGCCAGCAGUUCAUCCUGGAGAAAGGAGAUUACCCUUGCUGGGAGGCCUGGAGUGGCAGCAAUGCCUAUCGCAUUGAGAGGCUGAUGUCCUUCCGCCCCAUCUAUUCUGCUGUGCACAGUGAUUGCCGUAUGACACUUUUCGAGUGUGAUAACAUGACUGGAAGGCAGUGGGAGGUGUGCAAUGACUACCCCUCCCUGCAGGCUAUGGGAUGGUGCAGCAACGAGGUCGGCUCCAUCAAAGUCAUGAGUGGAGCCUGGGUAUGCUAUCAGUAUCCUGGUUAUCGUGGCUACCAGUACAUUAUGGAGUGUGACUGCCAUGGAGGCGAGUACAGGCACUACAGGGAGUACGGUUGCCAUGCUCAGACCCCUCAGAUCCAGUCUAUCCGUAGGAUCCAGCAAUGAGAGGAACCAGCCGUGUCCUUCCUCCCUUCCCUCCCUUCUCCCUCCUUCUGAGCCCUUCAAACUUCCACUUCCUCCCUCCUUCCGCUCCCAGCCAUGCGAGAUGGUUUGUUGAUCCAGACGGCAGGCUGGUAUACUGGUGCUACACUAAUUUAACAAGUUCACAGCAUGUUUUUAUCAACUACACGAGGAAAGAAAGACAAACUAUUGACGGCAGGAACGAUGAGAAAAAAAAGCAGAAGAAAAAGUCCAGCUGAACGGACGUGGUGCGGUGAGAAGCGGGAGUAUUGCUCUUCUUUCAUCAUGACUUGAUCAUCAUGAUCAUAGCUAAUGCGGUUUUCAUUGUCAGCUUCUGUAUCCUAUUUGAUGAAUAAAGAACAUGAGCCUAACAUCUAAAGACACAUAAAAAAUACAGAAUAAUUGAUAUCAGCUGACUGUGGUGUGUGGAUCUUUCCUGGGCUUCAGUGAACAUUAGAACAAACAUUGAACUCUCACAUCUCAUCAGUCAUUUUCAGAAAAUGUGAAAUGAAUUGUUUAACAUUAAAAUUUGAAAUGAAAAGA